GCUCGUCUUUCACAAGAGGCGUUGCUCUUCGGCCGUGGUGCUUCUCUGCAAGCACAAAAAAGAAGAAAUUUCCGCUUCCUGCAACGAUAACCAACUAGCGCAACUUGAGAAACAUUCGCCGCGACUUUGACGGUGAACGGCGGGUUGAAGCGCAGCGCAGCGCGCGUCGGGAUCGGUCUCCCCGAGCCUCGGUCCUCGUGGACGGAUGAUUGUGCUGCGAUAGAGGGUCGGCGCUCCGACAAACAGUCGUUUUAUUCGGGGUUUCCUUCUUUGUGUCCUCCAGCAUGUCGGACCGGGGAGGGCUCCCGAGGACUGGAGGCGUACCGUCUCCGCAGCCCUCCAAACCGGUGGCGAUCACCUCCAAUCGGCCGGUGCACAUGAACCUGUACGCCACCUGGGAAGUGGACCGAUCGUCUCCGAGCUGCGUGCCGAGACUCUUCAAUCUGACUCUGAAGAAGCUGGUGAUGCUGAAGGAGCUGGAUAAAGACCUGACGUCUGUGGUCAUCGCUGUCAAACUGCAGGGCUCGAAGCGAAUCCUCCGAUCAAACGAGAUCCUGCUGCCAUCGAGCGGUCAAACCGAAACAGACCUGCAGCUCACGUUCUCCUUACAGUAUCCUCACUUCCUGAAACGAGACGCCAACAAGCUGCAGAUCAUGCUGCAGAGGAGGAAGAGGUACAAGAACAGGACCAUCCUUGGCUACAAGACGCUGGCGCUCGGCCUCAUCAACAUGGCCGAGGUGAUGCAGCACCCCAGCGAAGGCGCUCAGGUCCUGAGUCUGCACAGUCAGCUGAAGGAGGUGUCCGUCCCCGUGGCUGAGAUCCGGGUCUAUUCUCUGUCCAGUCAGCCCAUCGACCGCGAGGGACCCAAAGCCAAGAUGAACGAUCGUUCUCCAGACAUUGAUAACUACUCGGAGGAAGAGGAGGAGAGUUACUCGUCUGAGCAGGAGGGCAGCGACGACCCCGUCCACCAUUAUCUAGAUGAUGAAGAGGACGAGGUGAGGAAGAAGAAACCCAGACGCAAACUCACUUCAAACGCCUCCAUUACCAGACAACCGAACAUCAAGCAGAAGUUUGUGGCUCUGCUGAAGCGGUUUAAGGUGUCUGAUGAGGUGGGUUUCGGGCUGGAGCACGUGUCCCGUGAGCAGAUCCAGGAGGUGGAGGAGGAUCUGGACGAGCUCUAUGACAGUCUGGAGAUGUACAACCCCAGCGACAGCGGGCCGGAGAUGGAGGAGACCGACAGCAUCCUCAGCACUCCCAAACCCAAACUCAGGCCGUUCUUCGAGGGAAUGUCCCAGUCCAGCUCUCAGACGGAGAUCGGCAGCUUGAACAGUAAAGGCAGUCUGAGCCGAGAGCCCUUCAGUCUUGGAGAAUCUGAUAAGGUCAAGCCCUCUCGCAGCCGCACGCUGGACGAGCCUCUGUCUGAGACGGACACACUGGAUCUGAACGAUCAGGAGUUGUUCAGUGAAGUAGGGCCGUCUAUAACAGUGUCUGUGGCUGAAAAACCACGAACACCCCUAAAAACCAGCAAGAGCGAGCUUCAGUCCAUGCCAUCGCCCAGGUUGGACGGAGGACACACACCCCAUAAGCGCUGCACUCCUCUAAAAGAGCGCCAGCUCUCCAAACCGCUGAGUGAACGAGCCAACAGCUCGGACAGCGAGAGAUCGCCUGAGCUCGGACACAGCACACAGCUCCUCAGGAAGGCCGUCUAUGAUCAGUUGAAUCAGAUUCUGUUAUCUGAUGCUGCUCUUCCUGAAAGUCUCAUCCUAAUCAAUGGCACAGACUGGCAAGGACAGUACGUGGCGGAGCAGCUUCAGCUUCAGAAGCAUCCUGUGGUUUGCACGUGUUCUGGAGCAGAGAUUCAGGCCGUUCUCUCGGCUCUGCUCACUCGGAUUCAGAAAUUCUGUAACUGUAACUCGUCGAUGCCGCGGCCGGUGAAGGUGGCGGUGGUCGGAGCUCAGAGUUAUCUGGGAGCAGUGCUGCAGUUCUUCGUCACUCAGCUGGCCAACAAGACGUCUGAUUGGCUCAAUCACCUCCGCUUCCUGGUCGUGCCCCUCGGUUCUCAUCCUGUUGCUAAGCACCUGGGUGCCCUUGACAACCGUUACAGCGCAGCCUUCCUGGACGGAGCCUGGAGAGACACAUUCAACAGAUCAGAGCCACCGCAGACAGAUGCGGUGGACGUGGCGGCGCGUGUGUCUCAGUACAUCAGCGGAGCGGCUCUCACACACCAGCUCCCCGUCGCUGAGGCCAUGCUGACCUGCAAACACAGAACGAGAGAUGAGGACUCCUACCAGAAGUUCAUUCCCUUCAUCGGGGUGGUGAAGGUGGGUUUGAUCGAGCCUGGCCAAUCAGCAGCAGGAGACUCUGAAGAGGGCGUGGCUGUGAGUUUAGCCGUCCCCUCCACAUCUCCGCCCUCUCACGCUUCACCCGGCGGAUUGAAGGAGGUGGCCACGCCCCCCUCAUCUCCGUCCAUCGGCGGCGGUCUGGCGGUGCAGGGGAGUCCCAGCAUGCCUCACGGCGGGGACGCCAUCGGGCUGCAGGUGGAUUACUGGCUGGCGUCUCUGGCGGAGAAGCGGCGCGAGGGCGAGAGGAGAGACACCGGCUGUAAGAACACCCUGAAGAGCGCCUUCUGGUCACUGCAGGUCAGCCGUCUGCCAGGAGGAGGAGCCAGCGAGCCGCAGGCGCCACUCAACACGAUGGCCAUGACCGUGGUCACCAAAGAGAAGAACAAGAAAGUUCCCACUAUCUUCCUGGGGAAGAAGCCUAAAGAGCGUGAGAUGGACUCUAAGAGUCAGGUGAUCGAGGGCAUCAGCCGGCUCAUCUGCUCCGCCAAACAGCAGCAGACCAUCCUGAAAGUCACCAUCGACGGAUGCGAGUGGAACGACGUGAAGUUCUUCCAGCUAGCCGCUCAGUGGCCGACUCACGUCAAGUAUCUCCCGGUGGGAUUGUUCGGCUACAGCAAACCGACCUCCUAGGACCGCCCACUUUCUCAGCUCCGCCCAUUCAACCUGCACCCCAUUGCACACCACCGUCGCCACUUUCACAACCAAUCACAGUUGAGACGGGAUGCUCAUGUGACCGUCUCUGGUGGGUGAGCAGGUGGAGUUGAAGACGGCUUCAAUAGACUUUUAUCAGCGCUAGUCACUUUUAUUUAUCAGAGGCCCCAGAGCCACAUUUGGGGGCCAAGCACAAUUUUAAUACACCACCUGCUUAAAUCACUCUCAACAACCCUUAAUAUGUCCCUUUGUGUAACUGAUAUUCCGAAAAUAGCAGAUUUCUCACCUGUAGUAAGAAGGCGGAGUUAAAUGCCAAUUUUUACAUUGGAAGCGGGGCUACGAGGUGCCCAUCGGCCAAUAGAGGAGAAGAUUUAGAUCUUUUGCAUAGUUUGUUUUAUCCUUUCAGUUGGCCACAUCUGGAAAUGCGUUGUUGAACUCCAUCCUGCAUGUCUUAAACUACAUUACCCAUAAUGCACUGGGAAAGUAAACAUUGCAUUGCAUUGCCUCGCGUUCCCCUCGACGCACGGAAGGUUAGUAGUUCACAUCUCUGUUAACUAGAAUAAACUAUUCCAAUUUAGUUUUAUAUUCGUUUUUAAACAUGCAUUUUGUUUAUUUUUAAAAGUGACCUUUUAGAUUAAAUAUGUAGCUCAUCUACCGGUUUUAUUUAGUUUCAUAAAACAUCUCCAAAGAUCUCAGAAUGUAAACAUUACGGGACAGAUUGAGUCAGUCACCUUUAAUAUUACGGGCAACGGCGAACUCGAUUUAUAAAAGAAAUACGUCGUAUGGAUCAGCACAAGAACUGAGAUAAAGGCUACACGAGGUUGGAUGUGAAAAUGUCAAACGGGUUUGGGGAGAACUUCAAUGGUUUCAUCUUCAUCAGUUGUCGAAUGCUAUGCACUUAAACUCGCCUUCAUUUCUUCAUAUCUUCGUCCAAAGCACAAGAAGAAGCGACCAGCUCCUCAUACAGAAAGCCCAAUUAAAACACGAUUCACAAACACUACCUUUACACACUGCAAACACAUGAUUGUCUUAUUUUAUUCUUAUUUUGUUUUUGUCUUUUCAAGUACAAAUAUCUAAACAAUCUUAAAUCGAGAUACAUUAAAUGUGCUUAAUUUUGAUCAUUCCUCAAAAAACUGUGCUUAAUUUCUUAAAACAUUAUCAUAGAUCUUGAUUUAAGAAGGUUUAGAUGUUUGAAAAUACUAUGAAAAAACACUAUAAAAUGCGCAAAAUAGGACAAAAAAAUGGUGCGAGAAUCAUUUUUUGCAGUGCAGCUGUGAACAAAACGUCUGAACUGAUCUGAGAUCAGUAAAUCUUGAGCUACAACAUCCCUUUAUUUUCUAGCUGGAGCUUGUUACAUUACUGCUAAUGGCAGCUUUCACAGAAGUAGCGUGCUUUUAUUUCGUCUAGACGUUUUGUGAGAUAUUCUUGAGUGGUAGGUAAUGCAACUAACAAAAUGUCACUGAAAUGUUUUAAAAUAAUAACAAAACACGACAAAAUAGCUAUGUGUGAAAUGGUGUUGUGCCACAGUGAGAGUGAAGCCAGUGUGUGUGUGUGUGUUGUGGACAGUAGUGCUCACUGGUUUAAUUAAUCUGUGUUGAUAACUGUACGUUCUUCACAGAACAAGAUUCAGCAUUUUUCUACCCUGCCGACUUAUAUCCAUCGCAGCUUUAAAUGCUGAUAAAUUAUUAAUUAAUAUACAAUGAUUGUUACAUGAUUAACAUGUUGAACUUCUAUUAAUUUACUUUCGACCCAAAAGAGUGAAUCUCACAAAAACCUGUUAAGAAAACGUCAUAUUUCACAACAAAAUCAAAAGAAAAUUAAGAUUUGUUUAAAGAAAAUUCAGCCUAAUUUAGGAACAUUUAAGAUUUUGCUUUGUGACGUGAUUUGGUAUGAUUUUAUUACAGUAAUGUUGCAAAAAUUAUAAUUGCAUACAUAAUUUGUUGUAAUUAUGUUAAUUUAGGCUGAUUUCUAAAACGGAUAUUUGCAUUAAUAAUCAUUGUAAUAUAAUUAUUAUUUUGUUUGUUGACCUGGAUGUGAGAUUCACCUUAAAUCUUUCUGUUUUCUGAAAUGAAGGUGUCAGUUUUUCUGUGGUUAAAAGUAUUAAGAACAACAAAGUAUUAAAGUCACGAUGGGUCAAUUUGAUUUUUAUUUUUUCUGUUCCUGCUUCUUACAGAGAAUAUGUAUCAAUAGUUUUGAAGUGUGAGUGUCUUUCUUCUGUUUACAUCAAAAGAAAGUUUGUGCAUCUUGCAUUUUUUGCCUGUAUUCUUAAAAAAACAGUGAAAACAUAAUUUCUUUGAGUUAAUGUUGGUUAUCAAUACUGCACUAUUAAACAAAUAUCCACACAUUAAUAAUGUGUUUAUAGCAGACAAGUUCUUAAUAUGUUUUUAUAAAGCUGUUUAAAUUGCAUUUUUUUGCAUUUUAUGAAUAUCUUAGCGAUUUAAAUCCUAUAAGGCUCAUAGAAAGAUGCAUACUCUCUGGCUGUAUGCUCUCAUACUCUCAUCGGAUCUGAAAAUCAUUCAUGAUUUAGAGGGUCGGCAUGUUCACCAAAGCUUAGAAACCUCCUAGAGAUGCUGAGCAUAAAAAGAGAAAAACCCACGCUAAAUAUUAUUUCUAACUAGUUAAAAUGUCUGUACUGAUGUUACACUUGCUGUCCGUGUUUUAAGCUUGCAUGAGCAAAUGCGCAAAAACUUGCAGCAACCUUCAAACAAGAGUUUUGAGUUAAAAAAAUACAAAAUAAUGGCAACUAUUUUGGCGUCCAGGUUCAAAUUUUAUAUGGAUAUAUGGAAAAAAUGGUCACUGCCAAAGAGUGUCAUCUGUUACAUUUUUUUGUUUGUUUGUGUUUUUGUAUGUAUGGAAAAUAGUUUUCAGUAUUUAUGGAGCGGUGUUACCGAAGUACCGAAUUUUCCAAUCGAUUAAUUUCAGUAUGAAAAGAAAGUUUCCAAUUUCCAUUCCUUCACUCGAACAUGUACUGUCUCUUUAUGCGUGUGCUGUUUGGAGUCUGGUCUUCGUACCUCUGUAUGUACCUGUGUUGAUUGUCAUGUGAAAGUUCGACAAAAUAAAGCGGAUUUGAGCAUUCUGAUUGGUCGACUAAUUAUCCCAACGGCCAAUCAGAUUGGUGCUCAUCUGCUUCAAAUACUUUUUGUCAAUGUAAUCUGUUGGAGAGAUAAAAUGCCUGAAUUCCAAGCUUCGGAUUCAAACCUAAAGUUAAUCUACUGUGUAAAGUGAAUCAUUACGUAGUAUUUAGACGUGGACGAUCAAGAACCGAGCUUGUGGAGGAGAUGAGUAUUUUUUGCACAUGCGUUUGUUAUCUUUUAGCAGUCUUCAGCUCUUUGCCUUUUUGCCUUUAGACAAAAACGCUUGUACAUAUCCAAAGUGCUUGUAAUAUGAAAUCAUGUUCCUUUAUUGUGUGCUAUUUUUUUAUUUGACAUGUUUUUGUAGUAAUGCUUUUUCAUAACUGAGUUGUCAAUCAAUAAAUGUGGUAUGGACAGUGGACGUGUUACUUGUAUUCUUUUUUAUUUAAUAAACACCUGAUUUGUAAACUC
Messenger RNA from Carassius auratus (goldfish), 6535 nucleotides. Its product is annotated as phosphofurin acidic cluster sorting protein 1-like. The transcript is spliced from 24 exons. Gene Ontology annotation, biological process: protein localization to plasma membrane. The coding region runs from base 285 to 2972 and encodes 895 amino acids. Gene Ontology annotation, molecular function: transmembrane transporter binding. Lineage: Eukaryota; Metazoa; Chordata; Actinopteri; Cypriniformes; Cyprinidae. The record is from RefSeq and is a predicted model, not a curated record.